AUGGCCGACCAUUUUCGUUUCUACCCUAACGCCGAGGACACCAUCACCCCGUGGAACGCGAGGUACCAGUACCCGUCGCAAUCCAAUGCGGCGAGGAAAGUGACCCCGCGUAUCCCGCCCGUCAACGGGAUGGUGUUUGGCGCCAACUAUGGGAAAUACAUCAAAGUCCAGUUCCCCGCGCAAGGUUACGUCAACCCGACCAACACGACACUGACGUUUGACGUUACUCUCACGGGGUACUCCCAAUCCUCGGCCGUCGAACAAGUCAGGUUCCAAAACAACAUUCAAUCGAUUUUCAAACGUGUCAAGUGGAUGUAUGGGUCUACCCCCGGUGAAGAUAUUGACGACUACAAUGUGAUGGUCCGCAAUUUGACCGAAUGGACAGCGAGCAACGCCUAUGGCACGAUGGAUUCCACGUCUAUUAAUGAAGGGAUCGGCGGGGUGGUGGUUGGACGGACCCUCACUGCCGGUGAUCCAAGCCCUGUACAAUCGGGUGCUGCUCUCGUCAAUGCGCGUCAAGCGUACAUCCAAGGCAUUGACAACACGGACGCCGCAUUAGGGUUUGGGGGUGUUCCCAAUCGUCACAACCAUAGUUUAUUGACAGCUACUUAUGGGACUAACGCAUGUACCCGGCGGUACCAGGUCUCCCUCAUGUUGGGACUCUUGACACAGGAAAAGUUGAUCCCAACUAAAUUCAUGGCCUCUCAACUGUCCAUCGAAAUCGAACUCGCUUCCCCCGAAGAAUGUAUCAUUGUCGCCUACAAUGGAACCACUGACAACCUCGCUCCCCCGACCUAUCUCGUCCACAACAUCCAGCUCAUCCCUGAAAUCAUCAAUUUCGACCCCUCCUACGACGAAAUGUUCAUCCGUGGAUUGUCCCAAGGAGGAGUGCCGAUCAAGUUUGGAACAUGGCACACGUUCAGAACAUCUACUGCCGGUUCAAGUGUCAUUAAUUUCCCUAUCCACGAAAGAGGCCGCUCUAUCAAAUCCUUGUUUGCGGUGCAAAGGCGACAAGUUCCUGUUUACGGUCGAGAUAUGGGAGCCACGCCGAACGCUUCCAACGGGAUUAUGCAAUCGUACCAGUACCGCAUCGGUGGUGAAUAUUAUCCCGCGGCUCCGGUCGAAUUGUCCAUGUCACCGUCCAGCAAGGUUUCCAACGGGGGUACAGAGGCGUGGCUCGAAUUACAAAAAGCACUCAACACCGUCGGGGAUUACCGUCUUUCCUCGGCCAUCAACACGCUCCGUUGGCAUGCGCCGUACAGUGCGGUUUUGUGUGAAACUGAUUUCGCCGGUACCAUUAUACGCGGCGACCAGACAGAACCGUAUGCCCAGACAGUGGUCGCCCCCACUUCCAAGCAACAGGCGGGUAAUAUGGGUUCACACCAUUUCGCCGCGGCGAUUUCAUUGGAAGCGACCAACGGGACCGAGAUCUCGGGUCUCAAUGCGCAAGAACAGUCUGAUAUUACCUUUAUGGCGCGUUACUCUGAGUCUCAAUUGGCGGAUUACCAGAUCUUUGUUUUUGCUUACAUUGACAAGAUGAUUAUUUUGCGUGAAAACAAUGUGAUGGAAAUGGUAGAGUAG
This is a messenger RNA of Spizellomyces punctatus DAOM BR117, 1581 nucleotides long. RefSeq lists its product as uncharacterized. Bases 1 to 1581 code for a protein of 526 amino acids. The record is from RefSeq and is a predicted model, not a curated record. The transcript has 3 exons. Lineage: Eukaryota; Fungi; Chytridiomycota; Chytridiomycetes; Spizellomycetales; Spizellomycetaceae.